AUGCACUACAAGGAUGAGGACGGGGACCUGAUCGCUUUUUCCACCGACGAGGAGCUGGAGCUGGCGAUGCCCUAUGUGCGGGAUGGCGUGUUCCGUGUUUAUAUCAAAGAGAAGAAGGAGUGCAAGCGGGAGCACCGCUCGCAGUGCAGCCAGGAGCCCCCUCGCAACAUGGUGCACCCCAAUGUCAUCUGUGAUGGCUGUGAGGGACCCGUGGUGGGGACCAGGUUCAAGUGCAGUGUCUGUCCAGACUAUGACCUGUGCAGCACCUGUGAGGGGAAAGGCAUCCACAAGGAGCACAACAUGGUGAUGUUCCAAAGCCCACUGCUUAAUCCAUUUGAGUGGCUUCCCCGAGGACGCUGGCUCCGUAAAAUGCGCCAUGGUGUUCCACCCUUCCCAUGGAUGCACUGCUGGGGGUAUCCUGGGCCUGCAGGUCCCUGCCAGAACUCGGAGCAAACCGAAGCCACUGCUGCAGCCCCCAGUGCACCUGCUGCAGAAGAAGCUUCUACUAACAGCCAGCCUCAGGACCCCAAUGUCACCUUCCUAAAGAAUGUUGGGGAGAGUGUUGCAGCUUUUCUGAGCCCCCUGGGUAUUAAAGUUGAUAUUGAUGUGGAACAUGGAGGACAGAGAAGCAAAGUGACUCCCACUUCUGCCAACCAAGAGAAGACCAAUGCUGAGGCAACCAGCAGUGCUUCAACCCAGAAUGUUCAGACCACAGCAGAUUGGAGUAACACAGAGUCUGCUACCCAAAUGAAUGUCCUUGCAGAACAGAUACAGGACAUGGUGGUAGAUCCUGUGCCCACACAAAUGGAAGAUGGCAGCUUCCACUCCCAGGAACACAGUGAAUCUAGCAGCUCAUCAGGGGGUGAGGAGGACUGGACCCACUUAUCAUCCAAAGAAGUGGAUCCUUCCACGGGUGAACUGCAGUCUCUGCAAAUGCCAGACACAGACGGUCCCAGCUCCCUGAAUGUGCCUCAGGAUCCUCCCCAGCCAGGACCUACAGGGCUGCGAGAAGCUGCUCUCUACCCACACCUCCCCCCAGAAGCUGACCCUCGCCUCAUUGAGUCCCUGUCCCAGAUGCUCUCCAUGGGCUUCUCCGAUGAGGGUGGAUGGCUCACUCGGCUCCUGCAGACCAAGAACUGCGACAUUGGGGCAGCACUAGAUGCCAUCCAGUACUCUAAGCAGCCACCUCACUUGUAGUAGUAACAAAAAGCACUUUUCUAGCUGAAAGCAGAAAUUGCAGCAUGAGUUAUUAUGGUUCAUCAUUCUUCCUACUCUGGGUUUCUGUCUCAUGUUCUUAAGUGCUUGUAGAAUGGAGGAAAAAUAAAUACUACUGCAUGU
Molecule: messenger RNA, 1338 nt
Organism: Cyanistes caeruleus (blue tit)
Lineage: Eukaryota; Metazoa; Chordata; Aves; Passeriformes; Paridae
Source: RefSeq, a predicted model, not a curated record